GAUUCUCGUGUAGAUCGAGUCCGAGGAUGAGUCCGCCCACAGCCUGUGCCUUCUGUCAAUCGCAUGCGACACAAUUGUGCGCCGGCUGCCGCAGCGUCGUCUACUGCAGCCGGGAGCACCAGAAGGAGCACUGGAAGCGUGGCCAUAAACGGGAGUGCAAGUGCUUCGAGCUGAGCUCCAAUGAGACGCUGGGCAGGCAUUUGCGCGCCACGCGGGACAUCAAAAUGGGCGAGCAGAUCAUGCGGGAGCCGCCGCUCGUGGUGGGCCCCAAGGUGGCCUCGGUGCCGCUCUGCCUGGGCUGUCACAAGAACCUGCUGCCGCCGACGAAGCCGGCCCAGAACUAUCACAAAUGCAGCGCCUGCACCUGGCCGCUGUGCAGCGCCGAGUGCGAGCAAUCUCCCUACCAUCUGGCCGAGUGCCGGCUGAUGGCUGGGAGUAACUUUGAGUGCAAGAUCAACUACAAGGCGGCGGAGCAGGAGCACAAGGAGUCCGCCUAUUGUGUGAUCAUGCUGUUGCGCUGCGUGCAACUUAAGCUGGAGAGCCCGGCGGCAUUUUCCCGGCUCUACGAGCUGGAGGAUCAUCUGAAGGAACGCCUGGAGACGCCGCUCUACCAAGUGCUGCGCGCCAAUCUGAUCACAUUCAUUAAGACCGUGCUGGGCCUGAACAACUGCUCCGAGCUGGAAAUCCUGCGCAUUGCCGCCAUCCUGGACACCAACGCCUUCGAGCUGAGGCAGCUCGACGGCUGCGUAAAAGUGCGUGGCCUGUAUCCGGGCGCGGCCAUGUUCGCCCACGAUUGCGUGCCCAAUAUGCGGCAUCGCUUCGAUGACGACAUGAACAUCGUGUUCCUGGCCAAGCGGCCAAUUGCCAAGGGUGAAGUCCUCAGCAUAUCCUACACCCAGCCAUUGCGAAGCACCAUCCAGCGACGGGUGCAUCUGAAGCAGGUCAAGUGCUUCGAUUGCGCCUGUGCCAGGUGCGAGGAUCCCACCGAGCUGGGCACCUUUGCGGGCGCCCACGUGUGCGGCAAGUGCAAAGUGGGCAAGAUCAUCUCAAUGGAUCCUUUACAACUGGCUGCCAACUGGAAAUGCGAGGUGUGCAAUUUGAAGAGGAGCGCCAAGGAAUUCCUGACCCAGGAUGCGAAAAUAGAGCAGGAGCUGGAGUCGCUGGACAAGACAACGCCGCUGAGCCUGGAGGAUUUCCUCUAUCGCCAUCGCGUUGAGCUGCACGAGACGAAUACGCACAUUCUCCAGGCCAAGUACGCCUUGACCCAGCUUUAUGGCCAUGCGCCGGGAUUCGCCAUGGAUGAGCUGAGUGAGAAGUCUCUAAAGCGCAAAGUGGAACUCUGCGAGGAGCUGUUGGAGAUUUCGAAUCUCUUCGAUGGCGGCUGGAGCAUAUUUCGCGGCAAUUUGCUGAUCGAGUUGCAGGAGACGGUUCUGGCACAGGCCCUGAGCUUGGAGAACGCCAGCGAGUGCAAAGCUAAGCUUAAACAAGCUGCCGAGCUCCUGCAGGAGAUAUCAAACAUUAUGAACAAUGAACCGGAGAUGCAGCAAUUGCUGGAGGAGCGAAGACAAAUGUUGGAUGCGGCAUUGGCACGCUUUGCAGUUGGUGCUGAAUAACUAGAUAAUUAACACAACAUGUUUUAUUAAAACCCUUUAA
Messenger RNA from Drosophila novamexicana, 1653 nucleotides. RefSeq names its product SET domain-containing protein SmydA-8 (gene SmydA-2). The transcript is spliced from 3 exons. The record is from RefSeq and is a predicted model, not a curated record. Bases 27 to 1613 code for a protein of 528 amino acids. Lineage: Eukaryota; Metazoa; Arthropoda; Insecta; Diptera; Drosophilidae. Gene Ontology annotation, molecular function: protein binding.